This is a messenger RNA of Xenopus laevis (African clawed frog), 4360 nucleotides long. RefSeq names its product probable cation-transporting ATPase 13A4 (gene atp13a5l.S). NCBI's taxonomy places the organism in Eukaryota, Metazoa, Chordata, Amphibia, Anura, Pipidae. Bases 41 to 3643 code for a protein of 1200 amino acids. The transcript is spliced from 30 exons. The record is from RefSeq and is a predicted model, not a curated record.
UUGGCUGUGCUGACACCCAGAGAAAGUAACAGCAUACAUAAUGACAGAACGGUAUACUUUGCUUAACCAAGGAGAGGAUAACGAAAUGGAGGUGUUUGGAUACAAAACUGUCAGAUGGCGACAAGCUCUCUGUAUAAUUGGCUAUAUUUUUUCUCUUGGGUUUCUUCGAGUCCUCUUUUACUGGAAACCAGAGCUGGACGUCUGGUGUCAGUGUAUUCCAUGCACUUUGUCAAAGGCUGAUGUUAUAUUACUUAGAACCACUGAUGAUCGAAGGGAAUUUUCCAAAAAGAAGGUGAUAGAGAUCAGGCGUUGCACUCAUGGAUCCAAAUCUGACCAUCAGAUUGUUACUAGGAAAAAUUCCAUCAUAGACAAAUCAUUAAUGAAACCAAUGGGCAGGAUCCGCUAUAUGGAAGUACAGAAAAUCCGUUAUGUCUGGAAUACAUUUGAAGGAAAGUUUCAGAAAAUUGGUGUUCUGGAGGAGGAGCUGUCAUGCUCAGACAUACACUCCAAAUUUGGUUCUGGUCUAACUGCGGAAGAGCAGGACAUCAGGCAACAGGUCUGUGGUCCUAAUUCAAUAGAAGUGGAAAUUAAACCUAUCUGGAUUAUAUUCAUGAAAGAGAUCUUCAACCCAUUUUAUGUAUUUCAAGUCUACUCUUUAGCUAUAUGGAUGUCGUUCGGCUAUUUUGAAUACAGCGGUAUCAUAUUAGCCAUGACUAUUUUAUCCAUAAUUGCAACUGUAUAUAAUCUGAGAGUGCAAUCUAUCAAACUACACAAAAUGUCUAUUUCAUAUAACAGCAUCAUGGUGACGGUACUUCGUAAAAAUGGAGAGCUUAAAGAAGUAGAAUCUCAGUCUCUGGUCCCAGGGGAUGUGAUUAUACUGUCCGAAAACAAACGCUUCUUACCCUGUGAUGCCAUAUUAAUAAAUGGAGGAUGCACAGUUAAUGAAGGAAUGCUUACAGGUGAAAGUACUCCAGUCACAAAAGUCCCUUUGCCUCUCAUUGAAAGCCCUAUGCCAUGGAAAAUCCAGUGUGGAGAAGACUACAAGAGACAUGUUCUGUUUUGUGGAACAGAGCUCAUUCAGACAAAGGCACAUGGGCAUGAUCUAGUCAAAGCUGUUGUGCUACAAACAGGAUUUAACACCACAAAAGGAGAGCUUGUGAGAGCUAUUCUGUAUAACAAACCCAUGAAUGUAAAGUUGCACAGGGAGGCCAUGAAGUUUCUUCUUGUGCUUGUGUUCAUUGCUUUAUUGGGAGUUGCUUACACUGCUGCUGUCUACAAAAAACAUGGGGCCAGUGUACAUGAGAUAGUGCUGAUGUCCUUUCUAAUGCUAACAGUCGCUGUAAAUGCCACUCUACCUGCUUCUCUGACGCUGGGUCUUCUCUAUGGUCAGACAAGACUGAAGAAACUGGGAAUAUUCUGCAUUAGCCCCCAGAGGAUCAUUUUAGCUGGUCAACUGAACCUUGUCUGUUUUGAUAAAACAGGUACAUUGACAGAAGAUUCUUUAGAUUUACAUGGUGUUCUUCCUUCUAAUGGAACCAGCUUUCAGCAAAUACAUCUCUUUUCAUCUGGAAAUUCAAUGCCUUGGAGCCCUCUUCUAGGAGCUAUGGCCAGCUGCCACUCUCUCAUUAUGGUGGAUGGUAAAAUGCAAGGAGACCCACUGGACUUGAAGAUGUUUGAAGGAACAGGCUGGGAGUUUGAAAGUCAUGCAGCCCACAGAACCCAGGAUGGAGAAUCUAUUUCAUGUACAAUGGUGAAACCUGGAUCCAGUGCUGGGGAGAUCCCAGUGGAAGGCAUUGCCAGUCUGCAUCAGUUUCCCUUUUCCUCUGCCCUUCAGCGCAUGUCAGUUAUUACACAAAUUACUGGAGAGACGGACCUCACAGUGUUUAUGAAGGGGGCUCCUGAGAUGGUUACUAGGUUCUGCAAGCCAGAAACAGUGCCACACAAUAUCUCUAAUAAACUUGACUACUAUACAACUCAAGGAUUCCGAGUCUUAGGACUAGCAUAUCGAUUAUUACAGAAGGAAGGCCUACCAGCCAUAGAACACUUGGAACGGGGUUUUAUAGAGACAGAUCUCAUAUUUCUUGGAUUACUGAUACUGGAAAAUCGUCUUAAGCCAGAAACAAAAUCAGUUCUUCAGGAGCUCAGAACAGCCAAGAUACGGAAUGUGAUGGUCACAGGGGAUAAUCUGCAAACAGCUCUUAAUAUUGGGAUACAUUGUGGCAUGAUUCCCAAAUCAAGCAAAAUUAUCAUAAUUGAAGCCAGUGAACCCCAGAAAGAUGUUCCUGCAUCAAUGACGUGGAAAACUAUCACAGAAAAUCAAGAAAAUGGACACAAAGAGAGUUUUCAGGGUGUUCACACUGUUAUGAAUGACGGAUGGAAGCCUAACACAUCUCAGCCAGAAGAGUUUCACUUUGCAAUAGAUGGGAAAUCUUUUCAGAUUUUGCUGCAUCAUUUCUACAACAUGGUUCCUAAGGUUCUUUUAAAUGGGACAAUAUUCGCAAGAAUGACUCCAAAGCAAAAAUCAAGCCUUGUUGAGGAAUUUCGAAAGCUAGAGUACCAUGUUGGAAUGUGCGGAGAUGGAGCAAAUGACUGUGGGGCACUUAAAGUGGCCAAUGUCGGAGUUUCAUUAUCUGAGUUAGAGGCAUCAGUUGCAUCCCCUUUUACUUCAAAAAUCCCAAAUAUUGAAUGUGUGCCUAUGCUAAUCAAGGAAGGACGAAAUACUCUUGUCUCUUCUUUCUCCAUGUUUAAAUUUUUAUCGGUGCUUACUAUGAUUGCACUAACUUCACUGGCAAUUUUGUUUUGGAAAAAUACAUUUCUAAGCAAUGCUCAGUAUCUUAUGCAAGAUGGUGCUAUCGUCAUCCCUGUUUGUUUAACAGCAAGCUUAAACGGUCCUGCCCCAAAGUUAGCUCCAUACAGGCCCCCUGGACAACUUCUGUCUCCGUCUUUAUUGCUCUCUGUUUUUUUGCACUUCUUACUUACCCUCGGAUUGCAGACUACGGCGUUUGUUCUGCUUCAGGCACAACCAUGGUAUAAUGAAAGUGAUGUUUUCAGUGCAUGUCUUCCAUUAAAUCACAACGCAGAAAACAUCACUGCAAGAGUGCCUACUAUGACUGAGACGUAUGUAGCCACUACGACUUGGUUUGUAACUGGAAUGAACCUUAUUAUCAUAGAAUUUGUGUUUUCUAAAGGAAGACCAUUUAGACAACGCCUGUAUACUAACUACUUACUCAUCAUUACAAUUAUCCUGCAAGUAGCAGCCUUUUUAUUUUUCCUGUUUGCUGACAUUGAGCUGAUUUACACUACCUUUGAGGUAGUUUGCAUUCCAUUUUAUUGGCGAGCCUACAUUCUUGUCAUGGUUCUGGUACAUUUUCUUUUGUCUUAUGCUAUAGAGGAAGGAAUCCUUGAAAACAGAAACCUCUGGCUGCUGAUAAAGAGACUAUGCAACUACCAAUCAAAAAGUCAAUACAGGAAACUGCAAAGAAGAUUAAAGAUGGACACCGAGUGGCCUCCACAGAAUAGAACAGAUUUUGCAAUCAAGUCAGUUUCUGUCGUGGACAGCAAAAUCGUUGUUUUAAAAAAUGCCUCUUACCAACCACCUACUGAGAGUAGCAGAGAAUCUCUUGGUCAGCAGAAACUAAUAUGAAUUUAGGAAAAACGAGUUUAGAGCGGGAAUUCACAAAGCUGGAGUAAAUUUUGCCCAUAGCAAUCAGAAAGUUACUUUUAUUAUUUUUGUUGCACAGACUGGGCUCAUUGUUGAUUGGCUGCUUUGGGUUUAAAUACAGGGAUAAUUUUACUCCAACUUUGUAUAUGCACCCCUUGAAAUGGAUACGCUGUUCAUGCAAGAUGGUGACUACGUACAGUAGUUACAUCCAGUCUAGAGUGGGGUGCAGUUUAGGUUUUCCACCUGAAAAUUUGUGUAAGGUGGAGGACAAAACCAUAUAUACAUUUGUACAACACUGUGAAUUUUCCCUUUCCAACAAGCUGUGAGUGUUGAAAAUGACCUUUUUUAUACUUUUCCUUGUAAAAUGGAGGUACUGAUAGCUACUUACACUACUUACAUUAGGACCCAUAUUUUCUUGCAUUUCUUAGAAAGGCAUGGAGAUCAGAGAAUGCAAAAAAAAAUUGUUUUGCACUGUCGUCUUUCAUCUAUUAUAAAUGAAUGUUGAACAAAAACCUAAAUAAUCCUAAAACAACAAAAUAUAAAAAAAAUGGCAAAUGUUCUCAAAAUAUCAUUGUCUACUCUAUAUCAUACUAAAACCUGUUGUUAAGGUGCUGUACCACUUUAAGAUCAUAAUAUGCAGUACUUUUGUGACUUAUAAAAGGAACUCCUCUGAGACGUUAAUAGCCUAAUAAAUUACAA